Molecule: messenger RNA, 566 nt
Organism: Gallus gallus (chicken)
Lineage: Eukaryota; Metazoa; Chordata; Aves; Galliformes; Phasianidae
Product: peptide YY-like
Exons: 4
Coding region: 39-311 (90 amino acids)
Biological process (GO): neuropeptide signaling pathway; feeding behavior
Cellular component (GO): extracellular region
Molecular function (GO): neuropeptide hormone activity; neuropeptide Y receptor binding
Source: RefSeq, marked validated
GGCGCGUCCCCUGUGCUGUCACCCCACUGCCUGGCACCAUGGCGCUGUCCCCGCGCCGCGUUCUGCCCGCGUUGGCGCUGUGCGCGCUGCUGUGCGCCGCCGCGUAUCCACCGAAGCCCGAAAGCCCCGGAGACGCCGCGUCCCCCGAGGAGAUCGCGCAGUACUUCUCGGCGCUGCGCCAUUACAUCAACCUGGUCACGCGGCAGCGGUAUGGGAAGCGCAGCAGCUCUGCGCCUGCAGUGUCAGUGCAGCCCAUCGGUCCCCGCAGUGAUGCGCUGUGGUCUGACAUCGACGAUGACUCCACGUGGUGACCGCCCCCCCACACCCCCACCCCCAAAACCCCCCCUCACCCCACAAAUUGUCCCCAUCUCUCCAUGUUGCUCCCAUCCGAGUGGGGGUGCAGCACCGGGGGCUGCAUGAGCACUGCAUGGGGGGCACCCCGAAUGCCCGGGGGUGUCCCACGGGGGGGGCACUCACACACACACACACAGAUCCCGUCUGCCGGGGGGGUCCCGUGUGGCCCCCACACACCACUGCCAGUGGCAAUAAAGAGCACCAUGUGGGCA